CCUGUGGUUUGGUCACUUUAACGGUUUUGCUCCAAAGUGGUUAUAUACAACAAUACCCAAACAACCAAACCCUAGCCUUCUUCAGCAGCAGAGUUUCUUCAACAACUCUAUAAUGGCGGAUGUUGAAGUUGACGUUGCGGCAGCCGGAGCACCGAAGAAGAGAACGUUUAAGAAGUUUUCGUUCAGAGGAGUGGAUUUGGAUGCUCUGCUUGAUAUGUCUACUGAUGAGCUUGUUAAGCUCUUCACUGCUCGUGCUCGCAGAAGGUUUCAGAGAGGUUUGAAGAGGAAACCUAUGGCUUUGAUCAAGAAGCUCCGCAAAGCUAAACGUGAGGCACCAGCCGGUGAGAAGCCAGAGCUAGUGAAGACCCACUUGAGAAACAUGAUCAUCGUUCCAGAAAUGAUCGGGAGUGUUGUCGGUGUUUACAAUGGCAAGACGUUCAACCAGAUUGAAAUCAAGCCGGAGAUGAUCGGCCACUACCUUGCUGAAUUCUCUAUUUCAUACAAGCCUGUGAAGCACGGUAGACCCGGUAUUGGUGCUACCCACUCCUCCAGGUUUAUUCCAUUGAAGUGAGAUCUUUUUUUCGACAAGUCCGUCUAUGUUAACCAUGAUUGGUACCAAAGACUGAUUUUUUUUGUUCUCUGAAUCUGUUAGUUUGUUCUCCUUUCACAAAUUUAAGACAUGUUUUUAAGGAUCUUUUUCAAACUUUUUGUGAUAGAUACCCUGUUAUUUUUUA
Messenger RNA from Helianthus annuus (common sunflower), 734 nucleotides. RefSeq names its product 40S ribosomal protein S15-4. Gene Ontology annotation, cellular component: ribosome; cytosolic small ribosomal subunit. Lineage: Eukaryota; Viridiplantae; Streptophyta; Magnoliopsida; Asterales; Asteraceae. Bases 113 to 571 code for a protein of 152 amino acids. Gene Ontology annotation, molecular function: RNA binding; structural constituent of ribosome. Gene Ontology annotation, biological process: translation; ribosomal small subunit assembly. The transcript has 4 exons. The record is from RefSeq and is a predicted model, not a curated record.